CAUAUAUAGGGAUGCACGAUUUCUCUAUAUAUAAUGGCACAAUACCGUUCGCCAUUAACAGUUACCGUCUGGCCAUUCUCGUUGCGGAAGAUGUACGGCCCAAUGACGCCGCCUGACCAAAAUCCACACCAAACAGUAAGUUUGUUCGAGCGAACUGUUUCCCCAAUGUCUAACGCGACUGACUUCUGUCGUAUUGCCAUCCCUCUCUCAUCGGCGCCCAUCUCUCUCACGCCGUUGGCCAGCGGUGUGGGGCGAGGACGCCGGGAGGGAGAGGGAGAGGUGCGAGCCUGUCGUCGCUCUGAGACGGGGCUCACUCUUAUCUCGCGAACGCUUUUCGGAGAAUUCAGAUCCGCAAAUCUCUCCUUUUUUCUGUGGUGGCACGGGCCGAAAUGGUUGACGGAACAGCCUGAAUUCUGGCCGGCGACCUUUCCGGAGUCCAACGAGGGAAUAGAGGCAGAGAGAAGAGGAGCCACGGUACACGUCGUCAAGGAGAAAUUCGGAGAAAAUUUCCUGUGCCGCUUCUCCUCCCUCUCGCACCUUUUAUCUGUUAUUGCCCAGUGUUUCAGGUUUGCCAGUCUAAGCCGAGGGCAGCCUUGCGAGAAGGGUUUUGUUAAAGCAGCGGAGCGCACCCACGCCUUCCUAGCAGUUCUGAGAUUCUCUCAACACACCAGUUUCCUGGAGGAGAUUGAACAACUGCAACGGCACGGCGAGCUACGCAAAGCUUCACCCCUUUCUCCGUGUCGACCUUUCUUAGACGACCAGGGCUUGCUAAGGCUCGGAGGGCGCUUAGAAAACGCGGCUCUGCCGUACAAUGAGAAACAUCCUUACCUUGUGUCGAAGAGAUGUCCGUUGGCCAGGCUUCUGAUACGGGACGCACAUUACCGCACGCUCCAUGGAGGUCCACAGCUUACUCGCAGCCAUCUCAUGAGAAGAGUCUGGAUCGUCCGAGGCCGCUCACUGGUUCGAUCCGAAAUCGCCGCCUGCGUCACGUGCGCCCGGUUUAGCGGACGUAGAGCUGGACAACUGAUGGGACAACUUCCACAAGAGCGCACUGCAGCACAGAGGGCCUUUUUAACCACCGGCGUGGAUUAUGCGGGCCCGAUUAAGCUACGUACCUCGCCCGGGCGUGGCCACAAAGCCUACAAAGGCUACAUCGCCCUCUUCGUGUGCCUGUCUACCAGGGCAAUACAUUUGGAAGCGGUGUCAGAUCUAACCUCAGCUUCCUUUCUUGCAGCCUUCCGUCGCUUUGUGGGCAGGCGAGGACAUUGCGCCACUCUGUUUAGCGACAAUGGAACGGUAUUCCAGGGAGCAGACAGAGAGCUCCGCGCUAUGUUCCGCCAGUCUACUUUAUUCUACCAGGAGGCAGCCGCAUCCCUGGCAUUAGACGGCACCAGCUGGCAGUUCAUUCCCCCUUAUGCGCCGCAUUUUGGUGGCCUGUGGGAGGCAGGGGUAAAAUCCGUAAAGCACCAUCUACGGAGAGUGAUCGGUGAUUCCACACUUACCUUCGAGGAACUGACGACUCUCCUCUGUCAAAUAGAGGCGUGCCUAAACUCGAGGCCACUGUACGCACUAUCAGAGGACCCUUCGGAGCUGGCCGCCUUGACACCGGGUCACUUCUUGAUAGGGGAACCAACCACCGUCCCCCCAGAGCCAGAAGAACCAUGCACUGCACUUCACACACGCUGGCGGUUAAUCUCACAAAUGCGAGCACAAUUCUGGAAAAGAUGGAGACGCGAAUACUUACAGCAUCUCCAACAGUUUCCGAAGUGGCGUCGUUACCGGGAGAAUUUGGAAAUCGGCAGCCUGGCGCUUAUCCGGGACGACUUACAGCCACCAGCAAAGUGGUUGAUGGGACGCGUCACCGAACUACACCCAGGACCUGAUGGAUGCGUUAGAGUGGUAACUCUACGCACUGAAAAGGGCACUGUUAAGAGGCCAAUCGUCAAGCUGUGCCCCUUACCAGUAUCGCCAACCGACGCCUCUUAGCAUCGAUACCAGCUAAGAUACUUUAACUUUAACUUCCUUUUUCUUUUUCUCUUUGUAAACUACGACCGAAAUUUUCCGCGUAAUUCUUUUGCUUUACUUUGGUUGGUCUAGUUUACUAUUCUAAUUGCUAUUUGUUAUUUUAUAUUUACUCUUUAUUCACUUUGCUUUACUUGAUUGCUUUGUAUUAAAAUUAUUAUUAAUUAGUUUUUACUGUCAUAGUGUUGUCAAGGAGAGCUCCGUAGGUGCAUCCCAAGGUUUCACAAGCACCCAUCAUGAGGAUGAUUAAACCCAUGCCAUUGCCUGCGAGGUGGGUCAACAUGCCCGCCUGCAGGACACUAGAAAUUGGACAGUGUUUAGCUACCAUAUGUUUGAUCCAGGGAGGAGCAUAUCCAUCUCCAACAGGCCACGCGACCAAUUUUGUCAGGUGUUCGAGCACAGCUUUCUUGCUCAUUGCUCGAGACAUCUGCUUCGAGUCCUUGGCGAACGAUCUGCAGAGCAGUAGAGCAAGGCUUUUAUCUGUGGGGUCUCUAAAGUCACAAAUAACCUAGCGAUAUCAUCCCGCCUAGUAGGAUCAGGUAGGUCCUCGACGAUGUAAAUGCUGGGAGUGAACUCAGCGUCCUCAAGUUCCAAUGUGGCCUCAUCGCCAGUCGGGAGGGCAAAGAAGGAAUUCGGCCCAAUUAAAUUGUCUGGGAAAAAGAAAUUUAUUCCUGUCUCCAUCCUGAAGUCAAGAGGCAGGUAACAGAGAAUGGGAAAGAUGAUCUGGUGAGGGGACGAAUGAUUAGGAAGACGUCCAUAAAAGUAAAAGUUAUAAAACCUAAUAAGACAAGAUUUCAUAGAGGCUGUUGUUCUGACUCUUUCCGGAAAAGUCAAUUUGUCGCAGAUGGUAGCAAGAUCGGAAUCUCGCCAUUCUAGAGCAGUGGGAGCACCGGGCCUGAUAGGCACGCUGACUCCCGCUUUUACCCUUUCGAGGUAGUCCAGAUAGGCUAGUCUGUCCGCUUCGCUUGCCAUCACAAGUCGGAUCUGUACGGAUGAGAAGGAAGUAGAAGGAAAAGGAGAAUUCUUCUCCUGCAACUCGAGUUAAAGUUAAAGUAUCUUAGCUGGUAUCGAUGCUAAGAGGCGUCGGUUGGCGAUACUGGUAAGGGGCACAGCUUGACGAUUGGCCUCUUAACAGUGCCCUUUUCAGUGCGUAGAGUUACCACUCUAACGCAUCCAUCAGGUCCUGGGUGUAGUUCGGUGACGCGUCCCAUCAACCACUUUGCUGGUGGCUGUAAGUCGUCCCGGAUAAGCGCCCAGGACCUGAUGGAUGCGUUAGAGUGGUAACUCUACGCACUGAAAAGGGCACUGUUAAGAGGCCAAUCGUCAAGCUGUGCCCCUUACCAGUAUCGCCAACCGACGCCUCUUAGCAUCGAUACCAGCUAAGAUACUUUAACUUUAACUUCCUUUUUCUUUUUCUCUUUGUAAACUACGACCGAAAUUUUCCGCGUAAUUCUUUUGCUUUACUUUGGUUGGUCUAGUUUACUAUUCUAAUUGCUAUUUGUUAUUUUAUAUUUACUCUUUAUUCACUUUGCUUUACUUGAUUGCUUUGUAUUAAAAUUAUUAUUAAUUAGUUUUUACUGUCAUAGUGUUGUCAAGGAGAGCUCCGUAGGUGCAUCCCAAGGUUUCACAAGCACCCAUCAUGAGGAUGAUUAAACCCAUGCCAUUGCCUGCGAGGUGGGUCAACAUGCCCGCCUGCAGGACACUAGAAAUUGGACAGUGUUUAGCUACCAUAUGUUUGAUCCAGGGAGGAGCAUAUCCAUCUCCAACAGGCCACGCGACCAAUUUUGUCAGGUGUUCGAGCACAGCUUUCUUGCUCAUUGCUCGAGACAUCUGCUUCGAGUCCUUGGCGAACGAUCUGCAGAGCAGUAGAGCAAGGCUUUUAUCUGUGGGGUCUCUAAAGUCACAAAUAACCUAGCGAUAUCAUCCCGCCUAGUAGGAUCAGGUAGGUCCUCGACGAUGUAAAUGCUGGGAGUGAACUCAGCGUCCUCAAGUUCCAAUGUGGCCUCAUCGCCAGUCGGGAGGGCAAAGAAGGAAUUCGGCCCAAUUAAAUUGUCUGGGAAAAAGAAAUUUAUUCCUGUCUCCAUCCUGAAGUCAAGAGGCAGGUAACAGAGAAUGGGAAAGAUGAUCUGGUGAGGGGACGAAUGAUUAGGAAGACGUCCAUAAAAGUAAAAGUUAUAAAACCUAAUAAGACAAGAUUUCAUAGAGGCUGUUGUUCUGACUCUUUCCGGAAAAGUCAAUUUGUCGCAGAUGGUAGCAAGAUCGGAAUCUCGCCAUUCUAGAGCAGUGGGAGCACCGGGCCUGAUAGGCACGCUGACUCCCGCUUUUACCCUUUCGAGGUAGUCCAGAUAGGCUAGUCUGUCCGCUUCGCUUGCCAUCACAAGUCGGAUCUGUACGGAUGAGAAGGAAGUAGAAGGAAAAGGAGAAUUCUUCUCCUGCAACUCGAGUUAAAGUUAAAGUAUCUUAGCUGGUAUCGAUGCUAAGAGGCGUCGGUUGGCGAUACUGGUAAGGGGCACAGCUUGACGAUUGGCCUCUUAACAGUGCCCUUUUCAGUGCGUAGAGUUACCACUCUAACGCAUCCAUCAGGUCCUGGGUGUAGUUCGGUGACGCGUCCCAUCAACCACUUUGCUGGUGGCUGUAAGUCGUCCCGGAUAAGCGCCCAGGACCUGAUGGAUGCGUUAGAGUGGUAACUCUACGCACUGAAAAGGGCACUGUUAAGAGGCCAAUCGUCAAGCUGUGCCCCUUACCAGUAUCGCCAACCGACGCCUCUUAGCAUCGAUACCAGCUAAGAUACUUUAACUUUAACUUCCUUUUUCUUUUUCUCUUUGUAAACUACGACCGAAAUUUUCCGCGUAAUUCUUUUGCUUUACUUUGGUUGGUCUAGUUUACUAUUCUAAUUGCUAUUUGUUAUUUUAUAUUUACUCUUUAUUCACUUUGCUUUACUUGAUUGCUUUGUAUUAAAAUUAUUAUUAAUUAGUUUUUACUGUCAUAGUGUUGUCAAGGAGAGCUCCGUAGGUGCAUCCCAAGGUUUCACAAGCACCCAUCAUGAGGAUGAUUAAACCCAUGCCAUUGCCUGCGAGGUGGGUCAACAUGCCCGCCUGCAGGACACUAGAAAUUGGACAGUGUUUAGCUACCAUAUGUUUGAUCCAGGGAGGAGCAUAUCCAUCUCCAACAGGCCACGCGACCAAUUUUGUCAGGUGUUCGAGCACAGCUUUCUUGCUCAUUGCUCGAGACAUCUGCUUCGAGUCCUUGGCGAACGAUCUGCAGAGCAGUAGAGCAAGGCUUUUAUCUGUGGGGUCUCUAAAGUCACAAAUAACCUAGCGAUAUCAUCCCGCCUAGUAGGAUCAGGUAGGUCCUCGACGAUGUAAAUGCUGGGAGUGAACUCAGCGUCCUCAAGUUCCAAUGUGGCCUCAUCGCCAGUCGGGAGGGCAAAGAAGGAAUUCGGCCCAAUUAAAUUGUCUGGGAAAAAGAAAUUUAUUCCUGUCUCCAUCCUGAAGUCAAGAGGCAGGUAACAGAGAAUGGGAAAGAUGAUCUGGUGAGGGGACGAAUGAUUAGGAAGACGUCCAUAAAAGUAAAAGUUAUAAAACCUAAUAAGACAAGAUUUCAUAGAGGCUGUUGUUCUGACUCUUUCCGGAAAAGUCAAUUUGUCGCAGAUGGUAGCAAGAUCGGAAUCUCGCCAUUCUAGAGCAGUGGGAGCACCGGGCCUGAUAGGCACGCUGACUCCCGCUUUUACCCUUUCGAGGUAGUCCAGAUAGGCUAGUCUGUCCGCUUCGCUUGCCAUCACAAGUCGGAUCUGUACGGAUGAGAAGGAAGUAGAAGGAAAAGGAGAAUUCUUCUCCUGCAACUCGAGUUAAAGUUAAAGUAUCUUAGCUGGUAUCGAUGCUAAGAGGCGUCGGUUGGCGAUACUGGUAAGGGGCACAGCUUGACGAUUGGCCUCUUAACAGUGCCCUUUUCAGUGCGUAGAGUUACCACUCUAACGCAUCCAUCAGGUCCUGGGUGUAGUUCGGUGACGCGUCCCAUCAACCACUUUGCUGGUGGCUGUAAGUCGUCCCGGAUAAGCGCCCAGGACCUGAUGGAUGCGUUAGAGUGGUAACUCUACGCACUGAAAAGGGCACUGUUAAGAGGCCAAUCGUCAAGCUGUGCCCCUUACCAGUAUCGCCAACCGACGCCUCUUAGCAUCGAUACCAGCUAAGAUACUUUAACUUUAACUUCCUUUUUCUUUUUCUCUUUGUAAACUACGACCGAAAUUUUCCGCGUAAUUCUUUUGCUUUACUUUGGUUGGUCUAGUUUACUAUUCUAAUUGCUAUUUGUUAUUUUAUAUUUACUCUUUAUUCACUUUGCUUUACUUGAUUGCUUUGUAUUAAAAUUAUUAUUAAUUAGUUUACCUUUGUAACUAGCGUGUAAGCACUUAUGGUUUGUACUAGUAAAACUCUAGAGGUUAUUUGCCUUGAUUCACGUCAACCAUUCUUCGUAUCACCGAAGAAGGCGGGCGGUAUGUUCGAGCGAACUGUUUCCCCAAUGUCUAACGCGACUGACUUCUGUCGUAUUGCCAUCCCUCUCUCAUCGGCGCCCAUCUCUCUCACGCCGUUGGCCAGCGGUGUGGGGCGAGGACGCCGGGAGGGAGAGGGAGAGGUGCGAGCCUGUCGUCGCUCUGAGACGGGGCUCACUCUUAUCUCGCGAACGCUUUUCGGAGAAUUCAGAUCCGCAAAUCUCUCCUUUUUUCUUUUUCUGGCGCUUCGCUCGAACCAAGUGCUUCGGCGAACCCCAAUAACGCGGAUUAAUUUAGUGAAUAGAGGAUUGAAAUAUAAACUUUUUAUUCCUAAGACUAACUGUUAAUUUAUUAAAUAAAACGAGUUUUUGCUAAAACUACGCAACAAGUUGCUGUGAAGUUCAUUGCUUCCGCUUUUCCAAGACUCCUGCGCUUCGGUAAACGCGAUCCGGCACCUCGCUUAUUUUCCUAAAGAUUUCCAAUCGCGGGAAACACGCCGCGACGAAAUUUGCCGGAACAAAGUUUCUCUGGAUGCAAUGGGGAGACUCUUGAUACUGUUGUGGAUUACUCUCUCCCCAAAUGCGGCAAUUUUGCCUGUUCACGAAGCCGUUCAACCAAAAAUAUGCUUCAUCCCUGAAGAUGAUUUUUUCACCAAAAUUUGGAUCGGUUAACAACUGCUGCAGAGCCCAAUCAGCAAACGUACGACGAGCGUGGUGGUCUUGGGGCUUCAGUUCUUGUGUCAAUUGGAUCUUAUAUGGAUGCAUGCCCAAGUCUUUUCGUAAAAUUCGCCAAGUUGAGGUCACAGAAAGGCCAACUGCUUGUGCACGACGAGGAAUCGAGGGGUUUGGUUCUUCAGCCAUACUUUCAGCAACAGAAUUUCAGCAAACAGCUUUGCUCGAAUUUCGCGAUAAUUCGUUGAAUUGAUCGCCCGGUUGAACGAUCAUUUCGGCCAUAAAUAUUUCGUAGCGCUCCAUGGUAAAAUGCUAACUAUGACAACACAAUCGUCGAAGAAUGACAGUGCUGCCACCUGAAACGUCACAGCAACAUACUGUCAAAAAUCCUUUAUGUACAAAAAUUUGGACCGUACAACUCUUCGGUACGAAGAACAAAUUUUUGCAGAACAAGCUCUGCAAAAUUCAAAAACUGAGUCGACGGAGAUUGUGAAGCUAAAAUUCUAAUACCUGUGUGAAGGAACAAGAAAUGAAUAUGUAUAUAGGUUAUCAUUGAGGAGACCAUACGCCACAACCAGACCUGUAUAUAAAAGAAAUUUCCGAAACUCUGUUGCUUUAUAUUUGGAAUAAUACACCAGAGAUCUUGGGUGUCUUCCAAAAUCAGAGGGACAACAUUGUCUGAGUCUAUCCAGUCUUGCAGACAUACGAGCAAGAUGACUACCUGAUAAUUUGGACAAACGUGAAUAUUUUCCGCAUAUCCAUGCAAAUAAUAUUUUUUUCAUGACGCCCAAGCAUACCAAAUGCAUAUAUAUAUUCUUAUCCUUUUCUUCUUCAUUUCUAUUGGGUUCUGACGUAGUAGCUUCGAUCUCUAUUUCUAUUGUUUGUACCUCCCUCUCAAGGACAGGAGGGGGGGGUGGGGGUGGGGGGUGUCAGGUCUUUCCUCCUCUUCCUUCCUCUCAUCCCUUUUUGAUGUAGUCUCCUGAAUAUCCAUUUUCCUUUCCUCGUUCCACUUCCUUAUUUCUUCUCUUCUCUCCUUCUGUUUCGCAAAGAGUUUGGCCUGUUUUUCUGGGAUUAUCAUCUCGAAGUGUGGUCCGUUUCCCCACCAGUCCUGGUUUGGAUCCUCUGGAUAUGCACUAUCUCUCCAUUGUCUCUCCUUUUACAUCUUUUCCUCGAAGUUAUUGAAGAGGUUUCUUUUUUUGAUCAAUGUGAUAAUUUGUUCCCAUAUUUCGUUAUCUGUUUUGUUUUUUAUAUCGUCUAGCAUUUUGUAAUUCUCUCAUCUAAUCCUGCUUGUUAUUCUCUUCGUCCUCUCCUCCUGCUCAUGGUUGUAGCCCUCAUAUAUAUCAAUUUUCGGAGCAUUUUUAGGGAUUUAAUUCUCCCCUCCCUGCUAGCCAUCCUCAUUUGCUCUUCUUUAGUUACUCCACGUCUCGUUCUCUUUCUUUUGGGCACAUAUGCCUCGUAUCCAGCUUCCUUGUUUCUGCCAUAUACGAUUACCCUGUUUGCCUCCUUCCUCGUACCCAUCUGAAUUUCGCCCAAAAUUCUGAUUUUCGGAGGCGCAUUUUUCAUCAACGAUGGCACGAUCUCUGCUAUUUCUGGAUUUAUUUCUGCUCCCGGUUCUGCAGGUCCUCCUCCUUGUCUUUCCCUCAUUAUCGCGGUUCUUUGAGCAGCCUUCAUAUUACUCCACACUAAAAUGAACAUACUCCCCCGGUUCUACAACAUAUGUUGGAACACGAGUUCGUGGAGUACCUACAACAGUCCUAAUAUCCUUGGGUAUAUGGCUAAAGCAGCUACGGGUUCGAAGGAGGGUAAAUAAAUUGUUACCCUGAACAUGAUUAAUAUUGUUAUCAACACAAUAUGAAGCCAAACUUUCCUGAAAUGAAGUUUCAGGAACCGCUUCAGAACUAAACAACACUGAAGAAGAAGAAAAAGAAGAGGAAGAAGAAUUGUCAUCAACAUCUACACUAUGGAUGGCAUCAAAUUUUUGGAAAUUAUUCUUGUGUCAAAAUAACUUUCAAUUUCUUCCAUACUGUUACUUGAAGUAUGGCAUGUUGCCUCGUUUUGCUGGAACCCUCCGUUAAUUGGUCCACGAAUUUUUAAAAAAUGGACCUUACGUACACUUCCGAUAUAACAGUCCCAUCGAAAAAUAUAGGGCCAAUUAUUCUUCUUCGCGAUAUCGCACACCGCACCCCGAUUUUUUGAGAAUGUAGUGGGGUACUAAAUAUUUCAUGCGGAUUUUCUAUCGCCCAUCUCCGAGUAUUUUGAGAAUUCAUGUACCCGCUCAAGUGAAACCAGGCUUCAUCUGUGAACCACGUAAGGUCCAAAAUAUGUGGUUGGUCCUCGAUAAAAUUUUUAAACCACGUACAAAACUGUAUACGCUUUUCAUGGUCCUGUGGUAACAAUUCAUGCACUGCCGAUACGCGAUUGGGAUACAACUGUGUCUUUUUUGCAGAGCGUUGGCACGACGUAUACGGAAGAUUCAAUUCCUGCGAUAGUCAUCUUAAAGAUUUCGACGGGGACUGCAAUAAAUGACUUUUAACAUUUUCAAUGAUUCCCUCACUCAUUCCCACCCCUGUGCUGAUUAUGGACGCUACCAGUAACUUCAAAGUUUAUUAAUUGAAAUACAUAUGAUUUCAAUGGCACUGUUCCACUGGUAUAAGUACAAAAAAGUUUGAGACACUCACUCACUGAUCCAGUCGAAUAAUAAGUAUUUACAAUAAAAACGCGUUACUCAGCAUUGCGACCUUAGAUUGUAAUCGUUUAUUAUACACCUCAUCAUGUGUGGUGUGUGCACCGCCGAGUGCAGUUGCAAUAGACUGUAGAACAGCUCAUCAUAUGAGCUGUGGGUACUCAACGGUGCAGUCGCAAUAGGCUAUAGCAGGCCUGUCCAAGUAGGGGAAUUUACUCCUGGAACACAUGUUUUGGGCCCCCUUCCAACGCUGCUCCUUCAAGUAAGAUGGGACGGUUCCGACUACCAUUUCUCCGAGGAGACAGUACCGCCGCUAGGAAAGACGGAGAGACGGUAGUCGGAACCGUCCCAUCUUACUUGAAGGAGCAGCGUUGGAAGGGGACCCAAAACAUGUGUUCUAGGAGUGGGUUCCCCUACUUGGACAGGCCUGGGCUAUAGAACAGCUCAUCAUAUGAACUGUGUGCACCCGCAGGUGCAUUGCGACCUUAGAUUGCAAUCGUUUAUUAUACACCUCAUCAUAUGAACUGUGUGCACUUGUUGGUAUGUACAUCGUCACAUGUACUUUCUUGUGUACUGCUACAUGUAUUGUUGCUCUGUUUUAUGUAUGCAGGCUCUCUGAUAGGUUGCUGCCGAUUAAAUCUACUGUCUAUAAUUUCUGGCAACAUGGAGUCCUCAUAAAACCUUUUCAGUUUAUGCUCCAUUUCUGCUGCCCAGAGUUUGUCGUCUCUUUGUACUUUUGUAAUUUUUAUUCCUUUCUUUGUCCAUAAACAGAAUAAAGCAGUUUGCCUAUUCGUUAUGUGUAACUGUCCUUGCACUUGAUAAUAGUAAUGAUGAAUUUUAUUCAUUUCAUCACCCCGGAAAAUACGCCGUAUUGCAGGAAGUUGCUCUAUUGCUUCAGCAGGCGAUAAAUCCUUCGCCGAUUCAGGGCAUUUCACUUCGACGAUAGUAUCAUCGUCCACGAGGCCGUCAGGAGUUGCACCUAAAUAAGGCACAAUGGCAUCGAUGAAUGGACCAUACGGUAGAAUAUGGAUUCCCAGUUCCGUUUCCAAUUGUCUCAAGGCAUUUGCCUCGUUUUCUCUUCCAUAUUCAAGGGAACGCAAAUAUUGAAUUUGCGGAUACAUUAUACUCUUUAUGGUAUUUGCUCUUGGUGUAUUCUGUCUCAAUCGGCAUACCUUGCCGAAAUGUGAUGCAGUUAAUAAUUUUUUACCUUAGGCUAUCCAUUUUUCGCUCUUGGCCUGAUCGCGAGUUUCUGCUUCAAUGUUAUGUCGCAUCGUUUGGCCACUGAAGGAGUGUAAGCAUAUGCCUCUCACACUCAGAAGAGAAUACUGCUUCUUCCAUGUCUGGUUUUUCUGCCGUGGGGCCGUAAUCUUUGUCGCACGAUUGCUUUUCGUAUCGAGAUGCUUUGGCUUUUUCCUUAUAUUUCGCUGUCAUUUGCGAUGCAUGCUUACGUCGUUGUUCCAUAUUUUGUACGAUGGCUGUCGGUUCCUUGUUCAUAGCAGUACUCAAUCGGCUGAACGACUCUCUUGAAUUGAAAUGAAGGACAGCAGCAGAGACUCUACCCUGAUACGAGCCCUUGCGUCCAAAGUUUAUUCUUUUGCCACCGAUGAAUUUCGCAAUGAUGUUAUUGAAACUUUUCCACUGCAUUAUUAUUUAAACCAUAUAACAAGCUUUCAGCUUGAGGAAAGAGUGGUUGCAUCGCUUCUUCAAUGCUUUGAUAAAUACCACAUUCUUUCAAUUGUGGAACAUAGUUCACUAUGUUCGGGUCAGAGUAUUUGUUGCAGAAGUAUGCUAAUCUUUGACACUCCUGAUGUUCAUCGAAAACAUGGCUUGCUACAUUUUUCAUAUCUGUUUUUAAAUUUUUUAUUUGAUCAGCGAGUGUUACUUUCUCUUUGAAUCGGUAUUCUGCAGCUUUCUUCACACCAGUGCGCAGGCGAAGGGCAUUCUCUUUUACAAUAGCUCAUAGUUCCUUGAAGCGGCCUUUUGUAGUGAUCUCAUUUAUUUUUCUACUAAUGUUACGUAAUAGGUGAUUGGUGCAUUCAAUUUUUCGUACAUGCACCAUAUACUCUUUGUAUGGAUCAUUGUCCAAUAUCUUCUUGUACACACUGCUAUCUCCAUCGGCAACUAAUAUUGAAUAUAUCAGGCCGUGCAUUUCUAUGCUGCAUUUAAAUCCGUCUACAAUAGCAACACUUUCCAUACCAGUUGAAUUCUGGUUACGACCCCAAUUUUUGAAGCAACGACGCUGCCAUGCCUCUUGCUUCUUUUUGGCAGCGGUUUGGCAAAUUAUGCAAAAUUUAUUUUUUACGUUGAUGUGAAGCACCUUUUUGGUGUGGUAUCCCACGAUGGCUCCUACACCAGACAGAGAGUUGUAAUCACCUCCACGGUAUGAUCUCUUCAUCCAAUUGCCAUCUGCGACAACUGGAAUGCAUGGUAUAUUACAGCCUGGAAGUAUAUCGCCUUCUUACUAUGGCUAGCACUUUUUCUAAUUUCCCUGCGUCUUCUAUUUCUCGUUGCGCAGCCAAUUCGAAGGCAUCGAUUAUUUUAUCUUGGCAUUUUUCGUAGAUUCUCUUGCUCAUGCACGACACGUUCAUGCCAGAAAGUAUUUCUUCUAGUUGAUUGUAUCCGCCGACUGUCAUCAUUGUACCGGAAACAGCGCUUCGGUUAAUGUCCAUUGUGUUAUCACUGUUCUGAAGGCACGAUACACACUCGACGUGAUUACACAUUUGGCACUGAACUUUAUACUUUUUUUCCAGUCCGUUUUGUUGACAUCUAAUUAUUUGGAAGUGUUCGACGCCACAGCCGAUACUCGAAUGUUUUCCAAGCUGUAUUAUUUGCUUGAAAACAUGUUGAAAAUCGACGAAAUCUAUCCCGUUAGAAACUGGUUUUUCUUCUAACUACGGUGGUUCUGCUGUUUCUAUCAAUGCGUAAUCUUCUAAAUCAGAAUCAAUUUCUUCCACGUUUUCUGCAUACGCUUCCACAGUAGAAAAAUCAUUCGCAGCAGGAGAGUGACGCAGCAUUUCGUAAGAGCUGGUACCUGCAUCGUCUACGGUACAGGUGCCCUGACCUACCGCGAGGUACGCUGCCUUCUUCAAACGUCGCCUGCAGGUAGUUUCAUUUAUUAGCUACAUAUACACACGUAAAAAUAACACAUCGCGAAAAUGCCGGUCGCGGGCGGAACGACCGCGGACGAGAAAUUACCGUGCUUGACUCAGAAGAUACAAUUUUGAGCAAUAUUACAGUAAGCGACUCACCGGUGCUGCACCUGUUGCACUUACACAAACACUACUCGUCUUACAAAAACUCGUAGUAUCGCUCUCAAUAUGCUUUCUGAAUCACUUUUUAACAACAUUCGUUUGCAAUUUCCUUAGGUUAUAUGGUUUCCUCAGAAAGAGAACUUCACAACUUAUGUCAUUUAUAUUGCAACUGGUCUGGACCGAUCAAACUCGAUUAACAUACAAGCUAUGCCGAAUCGCGCAAUAAAAUUUAUAUCGCUCGCUAAAUGCAAUGAUCGCUUAAUGGUACUCCGUAACGCAAAGCGACCAGUCCGUCGUAGGGAAUUUUGGGAAGGGGAUGGAUGGGGAUUUGGGACAUCUCCCGGGCCUGAGAUUGAUCUAUUAUUGAUCGGCCGGUAAUCGGGAUCGAUGGGGCUGACGGAUCCUUGACAGUGACGGCUUCGGGCUGUUGUCUUCGGGCUCGGCGACAGAUGGCUCCAGCUGGGCUCUCUUUUGCUGCUGUUGUAUGAGCUGGGUGGACAUUUCAUCCCGGGAUCCGUUGUUGCUCCCUUUCCUGGGAGGGGUUGGGGGUCUGUCGCCAGUCCCGAAGCUCCUCUUGGGGUUGUCCACUUCUGGGGUCCUUUCCGUCGCCUCCAUCGGCCCGAUACCGGCGGGCAGGGAAAAAGGGGUAAGGUGAGGGAAGGGUUUUUCGGUGGGUUACGGAAUUAGAGUGGGAGGUGGGCCAAUGACCUUGUAGUACAACUUCCUAGGUAGAUUUCCUGCGCCGUAGGUGUUGGGUAACAAGAGCGACAACGCAUUGGCAUAUUUCAUAGCUUUAUUACAAGCUGUGCAUAUAUGGGUUUUGUAUGACAAAUUUUUUCGUAGGAUCACCCCCAGAUAUCUAGCCUCUUGAUUUAUCGUUAUAUCCGCGUCACCACCUUUAAAUUUAAUUAUAUUUGGCACUUUCUUUUCAGAGAGCAAAAUUGCUUCUGUUUUGUGGUGCGCCAACGAUAAACCUUCGCCAGCAUACCACACCGCCAUCUUCAUCAAGGUUUCUUCCGCAAUCCUGAUCAAACGGCUCAGUAAUUCACCAAUUACUAUGAUGCCAAUAUCGUCUGCAUUGCCUAUCAAGAAGACAUUUUUUCUAAUAUGCAUUCUUAACAGUCCAUCGUAUACGAUGUUCCAAAGUAGGGGGCCAAUCACUGACCCCUGGGGCACACCCCCGAAAACUUGGAAACGCGAAUAUUCAUCCUCGACCUCGUAUAAGAUCCACCUAUUAUUUAAAUAAUUUUCGAUCAUAUUCACUAAUAAUCUGGGAAAUUUCCGCUCCUUUAGGCAUGUAAUUAUGCUGGACCAUCUAACCGUACUGAAAGCGUUUUUGACGUCCAACAUGAUCAGAAGGCAAUGAUGGCCGUCAUUUCUGGUUCUCGUUCUGUAUAUAGUAAUCUCUCGCAUCGCAUCCAAGGUUGAGCGGCCCUUACGAAACCCAUACUGGUUUUGGGCGAAGUCAUAGUUCGUAUGUGCUUUCAGGAUCUUAUCUUUAAUAUAUUCCAGCAUUUUAGCCACGCAUGAGAUAACAGACAAAGGUCUAUACGCUUUUUCUUGGUUAACCGACGAUGAUUUGCUCUUAGGUAACAACACGAGUCUCCCUGUCUUCCAGGGUUUAGGCUAAUACCCGUGGGUGAAGCAGACAUUGAAGAUAAUGCCAAUUACUCUGGCCACCCGUGACGUCAAACCAUCCGAUCCAGGAGCCUUUUUGGGGGCCAGACGGGUCGCCGCCCUGUGGACCUCUUCUUCUGAAAUAUGAGUUGUUUCCGGUCGAAUGGUGAAGUGCCGAGCAUUCUCUUGGCCACCCUCGGGCCUCCAAAGGUGUGUACUAAAUACUUAUGAUCCGACGCAGAGUAGAUGUCGAGAACUUCGGUGUCUAUUAUCAACUCCACUACUUGCUUACUACAGAACAUGAUGUCAAUUUUGGAACCUCCGCCACGAUCGCAGGUAUUGCCUCCUCUAGAAAUAAUAGGUUGAAGGUCAACCGAGGUGGCCAUUUCAAAUAAUCUUUUUCCUCUAGUACACCAGCCAUUCGAACCCCAUAAAGGGGAUUUAGAAUUAAAAUCACCCGCUACAAUAAUGCCCUGUCCUUUAUUCUUACAGGAUUCUAUCGUCAUUGCGAGUGUCGUCAGAAGUCUCAUAAUCUUGUAGGGAGACAUUCGGUGAAGCGUAAAGACUGAAAAUAUAUCUUUCGCCGUGACCUUUAGAUCGGGACAUGAAUUAACCCCUUUGGUAGUCACAAAAAUGGCGGGAGAACUUUCAACCCUAACCCUAACCCUAACCCUAACCCUAUAAUUACCAGUUCUGUCUUUUAGUUAUGAUGCAGUGUCAUACUUUGGACACUUAUAUUCGCUUUCCUUUGGUAUUAGACCUCAUCAUUGAAGGCGUUUGAAGAGUUGGUUUGAUUCACACUAUUUAUAAAUUGUAAUUAAAUUUAAUUUUUCUGGUACUUUCUGCGAUGUAGACGCCAUCGUUUCGCAUACUCAAAUGUGUUUUAUAUUAUGUUGUUUGGUUAGGUUAGAUUAGUUUCUGACCGGGGCACCGCCCCAUAUACUCGUGAAAAUAUAGAUGGCACCGAUGAAAACUUUGCCUAAAAACUAAUGUUGUACAUGUUUCCGCGGAUUAGUUCUUUGAUUAAAAUUCAUUUUGAAUCUAGUUCUAUUGAUUUUAUUCAUAAAAAUCAAGGGAAGGCUGCUGUGGUUCCGAUAAUUGUAGUUUCUCUCAUCAAAGUCGGAGGUACAGCAGGGUGAUUCCUGCCGCCCUUCUUCCUUCGUCCUCCUCGUCACUCACCUUACUUUUCCACCUUGAUUAUGUUAAUAUUUAUUGUAUGACUUUGAAAAAUGGAAUAAAAACAAAGACAUUGGUAUUUAUUUUAAUUGUUCGUUAGUUUGCUUUAUUUCCCGCCUUAUUUGUAAUCUAUUCUCGCCUUUCUAACAGAAUCGGUUCCGCACAGACCUAAUAUCAUCUUCCCAUCUCUGCAUGCAGAUCACUUACUUUCUGCACCAAUCACAUCACUUGAUACUAAUAUAGUUGGGUUAGCACGCAUAGCACACAUACGUUCAGUUGAUCGGAACAAAGGUGGCGUUCAUGGAAAGCAAAGUAAGUUGACUAAAAAGUUAAACUGCGUUCAAAAUUGAACGGGGGUAUGACAUAUAUUGUUAUAAAGAGGAAGUCGAGGGGAGUAAAGAUCCGAAAAUAUUAUUUUGAGGAAAUGAACGCUUACCGAGAUAUUUGCAAAAAACUGCUCCUACUACUGCAUCGGGAUCUUACCUGUACGUGCACGUCCCUGGCAGCGCAUGCGUGGUGAUGGUGCGGCUGCUAAGGAGGUGGGUCGGUGUGAGCGUGGACGUCACUAGUUCGAAAUUCCAAAUAAGUGUUAUCGGGCAAUGAAGAUUCUUAUUUUAAAAAUUAUAUAAUACAUAUAUUUAUAAAGGAUUAACAUUUUUUUUUAAUAUUAAAUAUUAUAUAUAUUUAAAAACUAAUUUAAAAGUAUUAAAAAAAUUUAAUCUAACCUAAAAUGACUUUUGAAUUCGUAGUCCGUAUAGCGCGGAACCAGCAAUUCUGCAUAGUGUGUAAUACGAGGCCGUAUUACGCAUUUUCUUCUUUCUUCUUUUAUGUCAUACUCUUCGGAACUUAAAUCACAAUUAUUUAAUAAUUGUAAGACAGUAAUGACAGCUGCAGCCUCCACCAUUUUAAUGAUACUAAAGAUGCUUCGGGUGCGUUCCACUUAACGCAACGUUCAUGCUAGUGGAAACGUUCAAACAGUGCACAGCAUCUUGCAAAUUUUCCUUUUUUCGUUUUAUAUUGUAUUUUAGUGUUUUUUAUUUAGUAUUCUAUUGUAUUUUUUAGUAUUUUCUAUUUUAGUGUUUGCAAUUUAUUUAGUUCCUUGUAUUUUGUUUGUUGUUUUUUAAUUUAUAUUUUAUUAUAACAUAUAUAAAAACAAUAGAAAAUUUAAAAUUCAAUUUACUUAGCUUGCCAAAUUCGCAAGAAGGCGAAUUCAUGAUGGAGGCAAUUCGGCGAUAAUAUGUUUUUCAUUAAGGUAAGCGGAAAUUUAAUUCUAGGCUAUACGAGGACCAAUCAGGUUAUAUGGCGUCACAGUAACGUAGCAAAUCCGCUAAAAAUAUCAAACUUUACACUUUAACCACUGAAUUCCUAAAGUUGAGACUUGCAUUUUCAGAUUUUACGCAAAAAAGCUAUAAAUAAAAAAAAAACAGGUCCAAAAUUUUGGGUCCGGUAAAGUACAGUUUACCCGGCAUCAUUUAUUAUGGCUUCCAUUACUGCAUACAUGUGUAUAAAUGAGGCUAUCACUUCUUCAGUUGAAACAGAAAGGCCUCCUCUUUGUAAGUGAUCAAAAUAUGUAUUAUCCUAAAGUUACACCUUUAUCCUUCACAACUAAUAACUGACAGAUAUUACAAUUUAAUUUUUUAACAACUGCAUGGGACCUAUAGCCAGCUAUGUACAGUAUGACUGAAUCAUCUACAACACAAUUGGACAAGUAUUCACUAUCAAAUACUUCUUGAAAACAAGUUACAUCAAUGGAAAGAUCAUGAAAAUCAUCACCUAGCCAAUUUCUUGUCUAUAGGCAGUACCCACUUUAAAUCAUUAAAUGAUAAUUUAUUACCUUCUUGAAUAAUCACUGUAUUGUAACUGUCAAACAAUCAGAAUCAUUAUUACAUACAAACGUGUAAAAAUAAAUUUUUGAAUUUGUUAUUUUAAUAUUCCAACAAUUAUAAAUUAUCAAUUUUUCUUUAUAACUGUUUACUAAAUCUGUAAAACUACUAAUUAAAUCAGUUUGAAUAAAUUGUUGAACUAAAUUUUCAUUAUUGUUAAUUACUCUUUUACUUCAGCGGCUAGUAUUAGAAUCGGUUGUGGCGGGUGGCGUACUUUAUGGACUUUUUUGCCCCUUUUUGCCCAAUGAACGCUUUCAUCCACGCGCGUACAAGGUUGGCAUUCCUGUCAAUUCUUUUUCCGCGCAAAUUUGAACAUAACUUUAUUUCUAGUUUCGCUGUCUUUAGUCUGUUACAUGUUUGCUUACUUUUAAGUUUUGUAUCCCGCCAUUUGUACAAUAGUAUCUUUUCUUUAUUCGCAAAACUGGUUAAUCGAAGCGGGUGUAGUAACCCUUUCUGCUAUACUAAUAUCUAACCUCGAUACAUAACUUUUAUAUAUUUUAUUAACGUACUCUUUUCUUCUUUUCAGCCAUGAUCCCAUCGCAUCCCACCAAGGACCAAGGGGAAGGAGGGUGCACCGCCGUCAGCGACGUAUUCGAGUCGAGUUCGAGCCUGACCAACACUACUUUUUCGCUUACUCGCGUAUUGAAUGUAUUCCAAUGACUUUUAAAUGAAUAAAUUCGUACCAU
Messenger RNA from Osmia lignaria (orchard mason bee), 18475 nucleotides. NCBI's taxonomy places the organism in Eukaryota, Metazoa, Arthropoda, Insecta, Hymenoptera, Megachilidae. The record is from RefSeq and is a predicted model, not a curated record.